AUGGAUUUCCCACUCGAAAAUGUCUUCCCAACCUGCUGCGAAUCCCUCAAACUCAGCAACCCACUCAGCAAUCGACCCCCAGAACUCACACAUUUCUUCGGCCCCAGGAUCGUGAAUCCGCUCCGAGCACUCAACAAUCGUCCUUCUAUGACCAUGCCCGUCGGUUCUCCGUACGUUAUCCAAAUUACACCCGUGUACCGGCAAGAGUUAGGAAAGAGACCAUCACGAUUUUUCUUUAGAAGACCUGAAAAUCCGGAUCCGGAGGGAGGAAAAUUUGAGGGAAGCUGGGUAUGGAGGGGAGCAUUUUUUGCUGGGACUGUAGAGAUGGUACGCAUGAGUGGUCGUAUGAGGCGUUGGUUUGGAGUCGUUGAUUUGGAGGAUCUUGAGAAGGGUUACCUUUGGAGAAGAGCAGAAUAA
Sclerotinia borealis F-4128 is the source of this 417-nucleotide messenger RNA. The record is from the annotation of a GenBank genome assembly. Lineage: Eukaryota; Fungi; Ascomycota; Leotiomycetes; Helotiales; Sclerotiniaceae.